Patella vulgata (common limpet) is the source of this 3675-nucleotide messenger RNA. RefSeq names its product LIM domain-binding protein 3. Gene Ontology annotation, biological process: actin cytoskeleton organization; muscle structure development. Bases 148 to 1962 code for a protein of 604 amino acids. The transcript has 14 exons. Gene Ontology annotation, molecular function: actin binding; muscle alpha-actinin binding. Gene Ontology annotation, cellular component: adherens junction; Z disc; filamentous actin. The record is from RefSeq and is a predicted model, not a curated record. Lineage: Eukaryota; Metazoa; Mollusca; Gastropoda; Patellidae.
AGUAAGAGGCGUGACACACGAGGCUAGAUCCGAUCGAAAUCGUGUAUUAGUUUCUUCAGUAACAACUAAAGCAAGGAAGUAUAAGAGGGUUUUACACAUUUGAGUAAAGGCUAACAAACGCCCAAGUGGACACUGUUUAACACCGAAAUGUCGGUUCUCACCUUGGAAGCCAAAUUAGAAAGGGCAGAAACCAAUACACCAUGGGGAUUUCGUAUGCAAGGUGGAAAAGACUUUAGCAGUCCAUUGACAAUUCAGAAGGUGAAUCCAGGCAGUUUGGCAGCAAAAUGUGGCUUACAAGUAGGAGAUAUCAUUUUGAAAAUAGGGAUCUUAGGUGCCGAAACCUUGAGGCAUAAAGAAGCUCAAGACACAAUCGUUGCUUCUGGCAAUAGAUUGGACCUGUUGCUCCAAAGAAUUCGUGCAAAGCAAUUGAAUUCCAGUUUUGGAGGUGGCAGUACUCCAGCUUAUGAUAAAUUUUCCACUCCUCAGACAAGUAGUUUUAAUUCCGUACCAAAAGCUCCUCCAGUAGGUGGUGGUGUUAGUCAACCAUCUUCUAAUUCAAAUUUUAAUGCAUCUGCAAAGCCUUUUGGGGCACCCAGUGCUCCAGCUUAUGGUGGAUCAAAUGUGGAUAACCUCGCAAAUAGAACUAAAAAUAUGUCCAUGGAACCAGAUUAUUCAGGUGCUGCUCAAAAAUAUUCAGCUAUGAACGAGCCACCCCAGCCAUCGUCACAUCAAUCAUCAUCUUUCCGUUAUCUUCAAAAUAUGAUGGAUUCAGGUCAAGAACCACCAUCAGCCUUUAAAUCCAGUCCUGCACCACCUGCAGCCCCUCCAGCUCCAAAACCCCAAACUUAUAUCGCUCAGCCUGUCGGACCUGGUGAAAAACCAGGCACAGUGAAAGCCAUAGUUUCACAGAAAUAUAACACACCAAUAGGACUAUAUUCUGAUAAAAAUGUUGCGACAACAUUUAAAGGACAAUCAAAAUUUUUAGUUAGUCCUGAUGAAGGUGAAGAUCUCCCAAAUCCAGCACCAAAAGAAAACGGUAAAAGUGAGGUAAAAACAUAUCAGCCAUCGGAAACAUAUAAACUGAUACAUGAACAAGAUGCCCCGAAAGAAACGCAACCCACACAUUCUCGAUCUUUUAAAUUUUUACAACAGCAAUUAGGAGAAACGAAAAAUGGUCCUGCGGCUCCAGUACCCUAUACCCCACCAGCUCCUGCAGCACCAACAUGGACACCAAAACCUGCACCAGUACCAUCUGCUCCUGUAGCUAAAACCUGGACUCCUAGUGCAGCCCCACCCAUGGCUCCAUCAGCACCUCGUGCUCUAGCACCUAGAGUACCACCCCCUAAGCCAUCAGGAGUUGGUGCUAUACGAGGAAGAAUAGGUGAUGCCUCCAUGCAGAAUCAAGGGAGUGGAAUGAUCCCUAAAACGGCUCUUUGUGCCUCUUGUGGUAAUACCAUCAGAGGUCCAUUUGUAUUGGCCAUGGGUAAAAGUUGGUGUCCAGAACAUUUUAAUUGUGCCAAUCCUAGAUGUGGUAGAAAAUUAAUUGAUAUUGGUUUUGUAGAGGAAGGUGGAUUUUUGUACUGUGAACAAGACUAUGCCCAACAUUUUGCUCCCAAGUGCCAUAAAUGUACUCAAGCUAUUGUUGGGGAAUGUGUAAAUGCAAUCCAACAACAAUGGCAUCCACAAUGUUUCUUAUGUACUAAAUGUCAUCAAUCAAUCGGAGGUACUCAGUUCCAUAUUGAGGAGGGUAAACCCUAUUGUGAGAAAGAUUGGGGUGCCAUGUUCCAGACUAUGUGCACUGGAUGUGAAUUUCCUAUUGAACCUGGUGACAGAUGGGUUGAAGCUAUGAAUAAAAACUUCCAUUCGGAAUGUUUCUAUUGUGCAACUUGUCAAGUGAGUUUGGAAGGUCAACCCUUCUAUUGUAAAUCUGGUAAACCAUUUUGUAAGAAACAUGCUCGAUAAUUGACUAGCUAGCUAGAUUUAACUUAACAAUUGUUCUGAAGGUGUGAUACAAACAUAGAGACUGAAUGCUGGAGUGGAUUUUAUGCAACUUAUAUAAAAAAAAAUAUCUGAUUUGUAUAUAAAUAUCUGAAAUAUAUAUAUAAAAUAAAUAUUGGACUUGUAGUAAACAAAAUAUCUGGCUUAAUGCUAUAGAGUUAACAAUAUCUGUGUUAUCUUGUGGUUUCUGUGUAUCAAAUAUGCAAUAUUUCGUUAUUUUAUAUUUUUAUCAAUACAAUUUCUAUCUAUUUUUCGUGAAACCAAAUAUUUGAGUAAUUUUCUAUAUAUAUUUAUAUAUGAAAUGAUGAUAUUCGGUGUUGGUGUCAUAAUAUUAACUCGUUAUACGAUAUUGUAUAUAAGGUUAUAUAAGCAAUAAAUUUCGAUCUAUUUUAAUAAAUAUCUGUGCAUAAAGUUUGGGGGAAAAAGAUAAUAUAUUUUAGAACAAGAGAAUGUUAUAACUGUAAAUAGUGUUUAUUACUGUGUGUUGCUUGGGCAUAAUUAUUGUAUGUAUAUAUAUAAUUCUAUAUACCAUUAGGAUGCCCUCGUCUGCUCCUAAGUUUUUUUGUUAUAUGUAGUUGUUAUGACUUUAUUUUAGGAAGACAGAUUGGUUUAUUUAUAUAGAAUAACAGCAUGAGUUUAUCGACACAGUCUCUUCUUAAAUGACAAACUCUUUAUAGCCACAUUUUACAUGAUCAUUAUUAAUAGGUUAAAAAUUAUUAGUCUCUGGUUGUACAAAAAAGUAAAAAGCUAUGUGUCAAGAAUUUUCAUAAAACAUAUCAAGAAUAGUGUCAAAAUAUGAAUAUUUUACAAGAAUAGUGCCAUGAAAUAACUGCCUAAUUUAGUGGAAAUAUUAAGUAUAUUUAAUAUCUCCAGAAUUUAUUUCCCUAUUUAUUAUCUUUAUAAAUGUUAAUAAUAGGAGUUAACUACAAAUAUAUUAUUAUGUUAGGAUUUAUAUAUGAAUUAUAGAUAUUUAGCCACAUACUUUAUCUAUAUCUAUCUAGAUGUAUUAUAUUAUUUUUAGCGCUUUUAUAUACAAUAUACUUUUCAUAUACUCUGCACACAACUACUUAACAGAUUCACAUGUACAUAUAUAAUAUACUCCAUAGUUUAUAAAUGAAAAUUAUAACUUAGUUUAUUGUGCAUACCAUAAAAAAUGAAAAUUACUUAGUUUCAUAUGACAAUUAUACAGUUGGUAGUAAAAACUUCAUAGUUUAAGAAAUUUUACUUGGUUGAUACUUGAAAAGUUAUAUAAAGUCGAUGAAGAAAACUCUAUAUAGAUUAAGGAAAAUUUAUAGUUUAUUAUUGUUAUUGGUAAAAACUCCCUAUUUUAACGAAACAACAUUUUGAGUUCUGAAAACUUUAUCUGUCUGUUAUUGACAAGAAUUACACAUUUCUUCUGUCUGUUAUUGAUGAAAAUUACAUUUUUCUUUGUUAUUAAUGGGAAGUAGUUAAUGUAAUUAUUACUAAUACUGAUGAACUGAUGUGAUCUUGAGUGAUACACAAGUUAUUUCAGGGAUAAAAUAUGCAUAAAUUAGAGUGACUGUGUUUUACAAGUGUUUGUUUUUAAUUACCUAUAAUCUGUUGUAUAACAGUAUAUGGGAUAUUUUUUUGUUCUCCCCUCUACCUAGUAUAUUGCUCCAAAUCUAUAGGUCUGAAUAAAGUGGCUUUAAUAUAUUA